Messenger RNA from Papaver somniferum (opium poppy), 2084 nucleotides. RefSeq names its product protein ACCELERATED CELL DEATH 6-like. The transcript is spliced from 6 exons. The record is from RefSeq and is a predicted model, not a curated record. Gene Ontology annotation, molecular function: protein binding. Bases 306 to 2000 code for a protein of 564 amino acids. Lineage: Eukaryota; Viridiplantae; Streptophyta; Magnoliopsida; Ranunculales; Papaveraceae.
UUGAUGAGGAGGACACAGAUCCCUGCCUGUUAGAACAAGGGAUGCCUUGUGUUGAUCAUCAACCACAACAACCGCGCCUUAGCGACUUUACUAGAAUUCCGUCGGUGGAUUACCCCACAAUUCAGCUUAAUUCUGGCAAGAGAAAUUUUUAUCUUCCUGGAUGCUUGCCACUCUACAACUUCUCCCUGCAAGGUAAAUGGGAAAAGGCUAAAGUGUUAUUGACGAAGCAGCCGGAAUUACUAAAAUUAGAGAUAACAACUGCCUGAGACACCGUACUACUAAUAGCUGCAAAAAAUAAACAAUGGAUGUUUGUUGAAGAACUCCUGAAGAUUAUGCCACCUGAAGCUCUUGAAUCAAAGGAUAACGUACAAGGUAACACUGCACUUCACAUCGCAGCAAGAGAAGGAAACAAGAAUGUUUCCAAGGCUAUAGUGGAUAAGAACCGUAAUGCGACACAAAUACGUGAUAAAGACCAAAAAGUACCACUUCUAACGGCUGCAUUGUUUGCUUCACCUGGACAGAAGGAUACUAUUGAGUAUCUUUGCACCGUUACUGAAAACAAGGAUCCAAGUCCAUUUGCUGGCCCUGAUGGUGCUUCUCUGAUAUGUAACAUACUUGAUGCUCAUUACUACGAUAUUGCAUUGUACCUCUUCCAACGCUAUCCCAACUUGGUGCUAGAGAAAACAAAAAACAGCAGGAUGUGGCCAUUAGAAGUGAUUUCUGAAAGGCCAUUUGCAUUUCGAAGUGAAAAUAAACUGAAGUUGAGAGAACGCUGCAUUUACUCACUUAUCCAAAUAGACACAACUAGUCUUGGUCGUUACCAUGGAAGUACUAUGGGAGAUGUGGAGAAUCCAUCAGUAUGGUCGCAGGAUGUUCAUAUGAGAUAUAGAGGAAUCAUUUCCAAGUUUUUUUCCAGAUUCAUCACACACUUUGCUCCUCAUGUUCCUAGUAUGGAAAGAAUAUACAAACUGAAGCUGAUGCAUGAACAAGCUGCUGCUUUAGUUAAAGGUCUGAUCUGUCACCUUCGUAUUACGAAGAGUACAACUGAAAUAUCAGACUUCUUUAAGAAUUCCCAAGUCUUGCAGACGGCUAUAAAGUUCGGGACAAAUGAACUUGUGGAGGAAUGCCUUACACACUUCCCUGAUUUAAAUUGGGCAAAUAUGAACAACAAAAGAUUGAUACAAAUUGCAAUUGAAGAACGAAAUGAGAAAAUUCUUAAGCUCAUAUGUAAGACUAGUAAGGAAUAUAAGAAGCAACUUUUUUCGAACAGAGAUUUAAGCGGUAACAGUAUAUUGCAUUAUGCCGCAAAAUUAGCGCCUCUGCCUCAACUUACUUCAGUAUCUGGAGCAGCUCUUCAGAUGCAGAGAGAAAUGCAGUGGUUUAAGGGGGUGCAAAAUCUUGUAGAUGAAAGAAAUAGGCAUGUCAGGAACAAAGAUGGAAAAUCAGCUCAAUUUAUAUUCACACAGGAACAUAAUGAGUUAAGGAAGGAGGGUGAGCAAUGGAUGAAGGAUACAUCUCAGUCAUGCAUGUUGGUUGCUACUCUUAUUGCAACCGUUGUGUUUGCUGCAGCAUUCACUGUACCUGGUGGAAACCUAAGCAAUGAUAAUAAUGAAUACAAAGCAGGCACGCCAAUUUUCUUAUAUGUGAAUUCAUUCAUGGUUUUUGCCGUAGCAGAUUCCUUGGCUCUGUUUUCCUCGACCACAUCAAUUCUUAUGUUCUUAGCCAUUUUAACUUCACGAUAUGCGGAAGAAGAUUUCCUCACUUCAUUGCCAAAAAAGCUUAUAAUUGGCCUUGGCACUCUUUUUUUUUCUAUAGCUACAACUAUGAUAGCGUUUGGUGCAGCACUUUUUAUUGUACUAGGGUCCAGAUUCACAUGGGUUCCUAUCCCUAUAGCUUUAUGUGCGUGUCUUCCCGUGAGCUUGUUUGCAUUAUUGCAAUUUCCGUUGUUUGUUGUAAUGGUCCGUUCUACGUAUUGUCCUAGCAUAUUUCGUUUCGAUUGACAAAGCAAUCGGUAUGUUUUAAUAUUAUUGUAGAAUGGCAUGAUAUUACAGUAAAGCGCACUCUAUGUGCAAGUAUGAUUUUCA